CGACAAGCGUUCGUCGUUGCUGCACGCAUGCGCGAUCUCCUCUCAUUGGCCGAUUUGAAUUUCGGAUCCGAACGUUCUAACCGACCGGCCAAUCGCGUUCGAUCGUUUGAUUUCUUUUCGCGUCCACUUUUUGCAUGUACGUGAUAUUCCGUUAAGUGCCCUGUGCUUGUGACAUUUGAAGACAGUGAAUAAACGACUUAUUGUUCUAUGACAGAAGGUCGGAUGUUUUCUCACGUUUUCUGAUGUAAAUAAACAACGCAAGAAAACAGGCCACCCGAGCGGAUUAUUGACCUAGUCACGAACGGUCACCGGAACCAUUAUGCCUUAUACAUCCAACACUAUCUGAGCGGACCUGACCAGCAUUGCGAACGGGAAGCACCGUUAAUUAUGCCAAACUAUUAGCAACCACAAUGAUGGAAGAAAUUACGCCUCGUCCCAGUGUCGAAUACAUUCCUCCUUUACCCCCAAAGGUGAAGCAAAGAGGAUCGACCACUUAUACACAAAUAACUAGUGACGAAGCUACAAUGAACACAAACGGGUUCACCGCUACUGACGUCCGGAUGGACUCACUAAGUUCGAUGCACUCACUCGUCCUUAAUUCUAAGACACCAUCUGCAACGGUAUUUGUAGCGGCGACCCAGUCAGAUCGACCCGCGAGUACGCCUAGCUCGGACGCUCUCAACGGUCCUCACGUGGUCACAAUCAGAAUAAACACCGACGCAGACAAACCUAAAGCACCAAAAAUAUCAAGCGUACACCUCAAAAGCGACGUUGACUUCGAAUCCUUCAAGAUAAAUGACGUUUGUAAGAAAAACAACAGCCUAGUGAGACUUAACGUUGACGAAAAUAGACCGAAAAUUAUAGAACACGAAGAAAUCCUGAAAACGGAUAAAGCGCCAUACAUUUAUUGUAAUUCGUUUGUCAACUCGAUGACUAAUAUGGUUAUGUCAAGCGGGCAGUGCUCUCCCAGUGAUACUUUGGACUCCGGAACCUGCAGCGACCUUGACGGCACUCCACCACCUCUACCUAAAAAGAAGACUUCUAAAACUAGUUCAAUAAAGAAAGCCGUAUCUGUAACGCUUAUCGGUUCGAGAAAUGGGAGUAGUCAAAGUGAAGUAGAUUUUGAAGACAACGAUUCAAAUAUAUCAUGCGACUCUCUGAACAGUAGCGAGUUAAACGUAAGCGUGCACGCUGAUGAAAGUCAUAACGAAUAUAGUAAAAAAGAAAAGAAAGAGAGUGCAGAAUCACCCGACGCGCCGGAGACGUUCGCCAAAGUGAACAAUAAAGACACUAGCUUUCUACCGCAGGGUCUGCUGCAAGACAUAAGAGACCGUUCAGCGAAACUAAAUACGGUCGAAACUGAAAGCGAGCCGAAGCCCGAGCCGCACGAGGAAGCGAACCAGAAUAUUAAUGAGGAUGCUAAUAUUUCAAAAGAAAGCGCACAGCUCACAUCGUUCCGUCUAGUUUCUCAGUAUAAUAACGAGUGUAAGAACACAACGGAGUCGCUGCCCGCGAACUUGUGCUCUAAAACGCCGCUGAUUAGUGAGAGCACAUACGAGGAGCGAAAGCAACAGGAUAAAAUGAAACAAGAGCAAAUGUUUUACAGCAGCCAUUACUUUGACACGGACAAGUUUUACGAUUUCCAUCUGAACGAAAAACAAUUUGAUGAUGUGAAAAGUGUUAGUGUUGGUGCUAAAAGUGAGUGUGAAGUGUCUGAGUUGGAAUACUUUGCUGGUGUCAAGGAUUAUAAAAACGAGGAGAUGCCAUCAACAAUAAAAAGUUCGAAAGGAACAAUAAGGGGCGUGAAAAACCGCGUACGGGCGGGCAUAGCAACGUUUUUGCAAAUGCAGAACACGACAAAGAGUUACAAAGAAAAAGACGCGGGCAAGGUGGUAGUCUACACGACGACGAUGGGCAUCGUCAGGAGUACCUACCAACGCUGUGUCCUUGUGAAGAAGAUCCUCAGGAACUUACUGGUGAAGUACGAAGAACGGGAUGUCUUCAUGAGCACGGAGUACCAGGACGAGAUCCGGGACAGGAUGAGGAGCGACCAGAUCUUAGUCCCGCAGCUGUUCCUCGAUGGACAGCAUAUUGGGGACGCAGAUACCGUCGAGAAGCUGAACGAAAGUGGAGAACUUAGGAAGAUGUUGAAACCUUAUAAGAGUCCAGAUGCGUGUAACACCUGCCAAAUGUGUGGUGGAUUCCGUCUCCUGCCCUGCAGGAUCUGCAAUGGAUCCAAGAAGAGCCUCCACAGGAACCAUUUCACAGCGGAAUUCGUGGCUCUUAAGUGCAUGAAUUGUGAUGAAGUGGGCCUAGUUAGAUGCGAGGCCUGUUGCUAAAGAAAUACAAAAU
This is a messenger RNA of Spodoptera exigua (beet armyworm), 2352 nucleotides long. The record is from the annotation of a GenBank genome assembly. NCBI's taxonomy places the organism in Eukaryota, Metazoa, Arthropoda, Insecta, Lepidoptera, Noctuidae.